AAGGCUUCAAAAAAAUAAUAACUUGUUAUAAAAUAUUAUUUAAUUAUAUGAUGUCGAAAUCUUCCAAAUUCUUUCUAUUAAAUACUGUUAAUUAUAAUUAAGUAUUAUUUUUCUUUUUUUUUUUAUUGAAACUAUUAUUUUUCUCUUUCAGAGUUUAUGAUUCACAUAUUUCUAUAAGAACAUUUUUAAUAGUAUUUUUUAUUUUUUAUACAGAUUUUAGCUCAAAUAAUAAAGUUUUGCUGGUGAAGUCAGUUGCUGGCAGAACAUUUUUGCCUUAUUUUUUUUUCUCGCAAAAGUUAUGCCGUGCACCUUACUUUGCGGGCAAAACUUUGCCAAAAAAAAUAACAUCAAAAUAACAUCAAAAUAACACUAAAAAAUAACAUACAUAUAAUAAAUAAUCAACAACAAAUUAACAUAAAUACAAUAUAAAAAGACUAUAUUUUCUCUAAAUAAAAUAAUAAAAGAAAAAUCCUACAAAUAACAUUAAUAAAGCUACAUUUGAAUAUCGAAAACAUAAAUGGGUAUGCCCGUACAUCUUAUUAAUAACAAUUAAAAUAAAAUAAAAAAAAAUGAGAAGAGAGACCUACCUUGCAUUAUUAAAUUUGCUAUAAAUAGUGAGUCUACUAACCUUUUGAGUACUCAAUAAAAUCUCAUUUUAUAUUCUGCAAAAAAGAACAUAUAAUAAACCAUAUAUGUUCUUUUUCUUUCCAAUCAUUAUUACUAUAUCAUUUGUUUUGUUGCAUAUCUAAACUAAAACUCUUUUCUACUAUAUACUAUGGAGGAGAUGACUAACAACAAUGGCAAUGUACCUAACAAGCUCAUCAAAGUGAAGAGAAAUGAGCCAAGUCUAGUUGUCCCAGCUGAGGAAACACAAAAGGGUUUUUACUUCUUGUCCAAUCUUGAUCAAAACAUAGCUGUCAUUGUUAGAACUGUCUAUUGUUUUGAGCCAAAAGAUAAUAAUAAUAAUAGUAAAGAUUCAGUACAAGUUAUAAGGAGUGCCUUGGAGAGAGUUUUGGUUCAUUAUUACCCUCUUGCAGGGAGAUUAGAAAUCAGCUCAGAAGGAAAACUUAUCAUAAAUUGUAAUGGUGAAGGAGCUGUUUUUGUUGAGGCUGAAGCAGAUUGUAUGAUGAAGGAGAUUGGAGAUGUUACAAAGCCUGAUCCUGACACUCUUGGGAAGCUGGUUUAUGAUAUUCCUGGUGCAAAAAAUAUACUUGAAAUUCCUCCUAUGAUGGCUCAGGUGACAAAAUUCAAGUGUGGAGGCUUUGCUUUAGGCUUUUGUGUAAACCAUUGUAUGGUUGAUGGAAUAACUGCAAUGGAAUUUGUCAACUCAUGGGGUGAAACUGCUAGAGGGCUUCCUUUAACUGUCCCUCCAUUCCUAGACAGGACUAUUCUCAAAGCCAGAAUCCCACCUAAGAUUGAAAAUCUUCAUAGAGAAUUCUCUGAAAUCAAAGACAUUUCUAGCAGCAUUAACCUUUAUGAAGAAGAGAAAAUGCAGUACAAGUCCUUUUGUUUUGAUCCUGAAAUGCUUGAAAAGCUAAAGAACAAAGCUAAAGAAAAUGGAUCACCAAUUGAAAAGUGUACUACUUUUGAAGUACUCUCAGCAUUGGUAUGGAAAGCUCGAACGAAAGCUCUAAGACUUUUGCCAAAACAAGAGACAAAGCUUCUGUUUGCUGUUGAUGGGAGGAGAAAGUUUUGUCCACAACUUCCAAAAGGGUACUUUGGCAAUGGAAUUGUGCUCACAAAUUCCUUAUGUCAAGCUGGUGAGCUCUUGGAAAAGCCUUUGUCUUUCGCGGUUGGGCUAGUUCAAGAUGCCAUUAAGAUGGUAACUGAUGGUUACAUGAGAUCAGCUAUAGAUUAUUUUGAAGUAACAAGAGCAAGGCCUUCAUUGGCAUCAACACUCUUGAUCACAACCUGGUCUAGGCUCUCAUUUCACUCUGCAGAUUUCGGUUGGGGAGAGCCUGUUUUAUCAGGUCCAGUGGCUCUACCAGAGAAGGAAGUGAUCUUAUUCCUUUCACAUGGGAAAGAGAGGAAAAGCAUUAAUGUUCUAGUUGGUUUACCAGCUCCAGCCAUGAAAACAUUCCAAGAAAUCAUCACUAGUUUUACUUCUCAUCAAUCACUAUAAUAAAAUGAAGAAAAGAAAAGGUUUCUUGAGCAAAAUGUAAAAGUAAAAUGGUUUGCAAAUAGUUUGUCUUUGUUUAAAAUGCUGCUUGUCUUAAUUAUUAUUACUAUUAAAUACUUCACUCUGAGUUCUCACUUCUCUGUCAUCUGUAUUAUGUUUGAAAGAGUUUGAAUGUUGACAUAAAAGUUUUACAUUAAAA
Cannabis sativa is the source of this 2318-nucleotide messenger RNA. RefSeq names its product omega-hydroxypalmitate O-feruloyl transferase. The record is from RefSeq and is a predicted model, not a curated record. Gene Ontology annotation, molecular function: acyltransferase activity, transferring groups other than amino-acyl groups. The transcript has 2 exons. Bases 776 to 2122 code for a protein of 448 amino acids. Lineage: Eukaryota; Viridiplantae; Streptophyta; Magnoliopsida; Rosales; Cannabaceae.